This is a messenger RNA of Monosiga brevicollis MX1, 732 nucleotides long. RefSeq lists its product as uncharacterized. The record is from RefSeq and is a predicted model, not a curated record. Lineage: Eukaryota; Choanoflagellata; Craspedida; Salpingoecidae. The coding region runs from base 1 to 732 and encodes 243 amino acids. Gene Ontology annotation, molecular function: protein binding. The transcript has 5 exons.
AUGGUGGUAUGGUCGUUCCCGUACCCUUCGCGGCACGGACAGGAACAAACCGACUUGGCAUUUCUGCUGAUGAUGAAAGAGAGUGAAAACCUGCGGCACCAGGCUUACACAGAUUUGACCCUGGCAGAAGCUGACAUGAUACUGCAGAAGCACAAUCGCCUCUCCCGCGAGCUGAUGCGCCUACGCUCGAAUAGCAUUGAGAUCAAGUUUUCAGCCGACGACUAUGUCUCUGCAGCCAUCCUCUACCGAUUCAAGGGCAAUACUACUUUGGCCAUUGAGUGUUAUCGCCAUGCCCUCGCCAUUAAUGCCAAGCAUGAACAGGCCUUGCUGCAGCUGGGAUACUGCAUGUUGCGUGCGGCACACUUUGCGCUUGGCGAGACACUGCAGGUUCAAAAGCGUCUGCUCGAAGCCAUCACCGAAUACGAGACAGCCAUCGCCCUCACCCCACAGCAUGGUUCUGCUCAACUGCGCCUGAAGGCCGCACGGGCUUUGCUGCGUGAGCUGGACAGCCAGAAAAAUGCAUCCUCCACCUGGGCCCUCAUUGGAUUCUGCGUAGCAUUCACCCUGCUGGCGGUGUAUUUCGGGGUUGCCAUGCCUGAACAGAAUGAAGCUCGAGUUAAGGAGCUUUAUCGCCCCUUUCCCCAAGCCAGCACCCGUUCUGCACCGGGCACAAGGCCCAUGACCACAGGCGCCCAGUUACGCCAGCGCCCGGGGCCCCCGCACCGCAAAUGA